Messenger RNA from Knipowitschia caucasica, 741 nucleotides. NCBI's taxonomy places the organism in Eukaryota, Metazoa, Chordata, Actinopteri, Gobiiformes, Gobiidae. The record is from the annotation of a GenBank genome assembly.
AUGCCGCCACCAGAGCUACAGGAACCACAGGACCUACAGGAGCUACAGGAGAUACAGGAGCCACAGGAACCACAGGAGUUGAAGGAGCCACAGGAGCUACAGGAUCCACAGGGGCCUCAGGAGCUACAGGAGCCACAGGAGCUACAGGAGCCACAGGAAAUACAGGAGCCAGAGGAGCGACAGGAGCUACAGGAUCCACAGGGGCCUCAGGAGCCUCAGAAGCUACAGGAGCCAAAGGAGCUACAGGAGCCACAUGAGCUUCAGGAGCUACUGGAGCCACAGGAGCUAGAGGAGCUACAGGAGCCACAGAAAAUAAAGGAGCUACAGGAGCCAGAGGAGCCACAGGAGCUACAGCAGCCUCAGAAGCUACAGGAGCCAAAGGAGCUACAGGAGCCACAGGAAAUACAGGAGCUACAGGAUCCACAGGGGCGUCAGGAGCUACAGGAGCCACAGGAGCUACAGGAGCCACGGCAGCUACAGGAGAUACAGGAACCACAGGAGUUGAAGGAGCCAGAUGAGCCACUGGAGCCAGAGGAGCUAAAGGAGCCACAGGGGCCUCAGGAGCUACAGGAGCUAAGGGAGCUACAGGAGUUAAAGGAGCCAAAGGAGUUCCAGGAGCCAGAGGAGCUAAAGGAGCCAAAGAAGCUUCAGGAGCAACAGAAAACAAAGGAGCUACACCAGCCACAGGAGCAACAGGAGCUAGAGGAGCCACAUGAGUUGAAGGAGCCAAAGGAGCUCUAG